This is a messenger RNA of Pseudocercospora fijiensis CIRAD86, 360 nucleotides long. RefSeq lists its product as uncharacterized. NCBI's taxonomy places the organism in Eukaryota, Fungi, Ascomycota, Dothideomycetes, Mycosphaerellales, Mycosphaerellaceae. The transcript is spliced from 5 exons. The record is from RefSeq and is a predicted model, not a curated record. Bases 1 to 360 code for a protein of 119 amino acids.
AUGCAAACGAUACCCGGAACACCAAACUCUUCAGUAAUUGCUCAGAGUAUGCGUUGGCGACCGCUGGAUACUAUACUACCAUUUUCCGAGACCGUAGAGACCAUCAAGACUAGAGUAUACCAAGAGGGAUGGACACUUCUUUUUCAUCGCUUAUGCAAGCAGACCGGAGAUCUUGCUACGCCCGGGAGUGGUCGUAAAGAUAACCGCAGACCAAAUUUCGCUCUAAAAGCGAAUGCUGACGCCCCUGACACAGCUGCACGGACUCAUAGCUCUGCCACUACAAGGCUUUACAACUCUAAUCAGCUCAUUCCUUUAAAGCUUUCAAAAGCCGCAGCCGCGGGCCCAGACGUCUUGAUGUGA